Molecule: messenger RNA, 3311 nt
Organism: Phacochoerus africanus (Common warthog)
Lineage: Eukaryota; Metazoa; Chordata; Mammalia; Artiodactyla; Suidae
Gene: VWA2
Product: von Willebrand factor A domain containing 2
Exons: 14
Coding region: 75-2408 (777 amino acids)
Molecular function (GO): calcium ion binding
Source: RefSeq, a predicted model, not a curated record
CUGGUCCCACCUCCCCAUCGUGAAGGUGAGGAACCUCAGCUCCCUUCACCGUCGCCGGCAUCAGUUAAAUCAGCAUGCCCUCUUUCCCGUUGUUGGAAGCCAUCUGCAUUUUCCUGUUUGCUGGAGCGCCCCCAUCCCUCUCUCUUCAGGAAAUCCACGUAAGCAAGGAGAUUGUGGGGAAGAUUUCAGCCGCCAGCAAAAUGAUGUGGUGCUCGGCGGCGGUGGACAUCCUGUUUCUGAUAGAUGGCUCUCACAGCAUCGGCAAAGGGAGUUUUGAAAGGUCCAAGCACUUUGCCAUCACGGUCUGUGAUGCUCUGGAUGUCGACCCCGCAAGGGUCAGAGUGGGAGCCGUCCAGUUCGGUUCCACUCCUCGGCUGGAGUUCCCCUUGGAUGCAUUUUCAACCCAGCAGGAAGUGAAAGCAGAAAUCAAGAGGAUGGCCUUCAAAGGAGGGCGCACAGAGACAGGCCUUGCUCUGAAGUACCUUCUCCGCAAAGGGUUCCCUGGGGGCAGAAAUGCCUCUGUGCCCCAGGUCCUCCUCAUCGUCACCGACGGGAGGUCCCAAGGGCACGUGGCCGAGCCUGCCGAGCAGCUGAAGCAAAGGGACGUCACUGUGUUUGCCGUGGGGAUCCGCUUCCCCAGGUGGGAGGAGCUGCACAUUCUGGCCAGCGAGCCAACGGAGCAGCACGUGCUGAUGGCCGAGCAGGUGGAGGACGCCGCCAACGGCCUCUUCAGCAGCCUCAGCAGCUCUGCCAUCUGUACCGUCACCUCUCCAGACUGCAAGGUCCAGCCUCACCCCUGUGAGCGCAAGACGCUGGAGACGGUCAGGGAGCUUGCCGGCCACGCCCCAUGCUGGAGAGGAUCUCGGGGGACCGACGCUGUGCUGGCUGCACUCUGUCCCUUCUCCAGCUGGAAGAGAGUGUUCUUAUCUCACCCUGCCACCUGCUACAGGACUACCUGCCCAGGCCCCUGUGACUCGCAGCCAUGCCAGAAUGGAGGCACAUGUGUUCCAGAAGGACCGGACAGGUACCACUGCCUCUGCCCACCGGCCUUCAGAGGGGAGGCUGACUGCGCCCCGAAGCUGAGCGUGGAGUGCAGAGUGGACAUCCUCUUCCUGCUGGCCAGCUCGGCGGCCGCCACCCCAGAGGGCUUCCAGCGGGCCAAGGCCUUUGUGAAGCGGUUUGCACAGGCAGUGCUGGGCGAGGCGUCCCGGGCACGCGUGGGCGUGGCCCACUACAGCUCCAAGCUGGCAGUGGCUGUGCCCGUGGGUGAGUACCUGGGCGUGCCGGACCUGGUCCAGAGCCUCGACGGCAUGCCCUUCGGCGGCGGUCCCACCCUGACCGGCAGGGCCUUGCAGCAGGUGGCAGAGCGCGGCUUCGGGAGCGCCGCCUGGACAGGUCAGGACCGGCCCCGCAGGGUGGUGGUCCUGAUGACUGAGGCGCGCUCGCAGGACGAGGUGGCCGGCCCGGCACUUUUCGCGAGGGCCCGGGAGCUGCUCCUGCUGGGUGUGGGCAGUGAGGCUGUGCAGGCGGAGCUGGAGGAGAUCACGGGCAGCCCGGAGCGCGUCAUGGUCUACACCGGCCCACAGGACCUGUUCAACCAAAUCCCAAAGCUGCGGGGGCACCUGUGCAGCCAGCCACCCCCAGGCUGCCAGGCCCGGCCGCUGGACCUGGUCUUCAUGUUGGAUGCUUCGGCCUCAGUGGGGCCCGAGAACUUCGCCCGGAUGCAGAGUUUCCUGAGAAGCUGCACCCUCCAGUUUGACGUGAACCCCGACGUGAUGCAGAUGGGCCUGGUGGUGUAUGGCGGCCAGGUCCAGACAGCCUUCGGGCUGGACACACACACCACCCGCGCCACGGUGCUGCGGGCCCUGAGCCAGGCCCCCUACCUGGGUGGGGCGGGCUCGGCAGGCACAGCCUUGCUGCACAUCUAUGACAAGGUGAUGACGGUCCAGAUGGGCGCCCGGCCGGGUGUCCCCAAGGUUGUGAUAGUGGUCACGGGGGGGCAGGGGGUGGAGGACGCGGCUGUCCCUGCUGAGAAGCUGAGGGACAACGGCGUCUCUGUCUUGGUGGUGGGCGUGGGGCCUGUCCUGAGGGAGGCACUGCGGAGGCUCGCAGGUCCCCGGGACUCCCUGAUCCACGUGGCGGCCUACGAAGACCUGAGCCAUCACCAGGACACGCUCAUCGAGUGGAUAUGCAGAGAAGCCAAGCAGCCAGUUAAUCUCUGCAAACCCAGUCCGUGCAUGAACGAGGGCACCUGUAUCCUGCGUAACGGGAGCUACCGCUGCGAGUGCCGGGAUGGCCGGGAGGGCCCCCACUGCGAGAGCUGGUCCUUGAGAGGAGAUGCCCCGAAGGCACGGGGCUCCAGUGGAGAGCCUGAAGGAGGGCAGCGGCCCGGGCCCCCUGGGCACUGAAAGGAGUGUCCUGUCUCGGGGACCUCUAAGCGUCUGCCUCCAGCUCUGCCCGGAACCCUGCUGCCCACUUUCCCAACCCAGGAGGAAGGGAGGGCCCAGCUGCAGACAGUGCUGCCCAGGGAGCCAGUAGAGCCGCCCUCACCCCCUAACGAUGACCUUGACAGCUUUUCACGUGUAAGUAAAUGCUCUGCUGAGCUGGUUGUGCCCUGCUGAGCGGGCGACCUGCCGCCUCUCCUGAGGAGGAACAGAGGAACCCGGGGACUUCUGACGGCCUGUUUGAAGCUCCCUUUGCCCACAGCAAAUGCUAACUAGAACAUCACUGGGACAGUCACGCCCCAAGAGAAGGCAGUGACGAGAGGGUCACUCAGACCACUGACAGGAAGGGACGGGAUGGCGUUUCAAGAUGGAUCAAGCAUGGACCUUUCAACACAUCUUUGCCCAAAGAUGUCGUGGAUGCAGUCAUUUGCUUGAAAAGGGGCUUGAGUGGCAUAUCUGACUUGUUCUGGUGACAGGUUCCAUGUGGGAGAGAAGGAAAGGCCCCAGACUGGAAGGUGACUGAUUAACCAGCUAUUUGCCUGUGGGGGAGGGGCUGAGUGUGCAAACACCCCUGGUCUCCAGGGGCCCCGCGAGCUGGGCUUGGCCUUGGCAGCAUUCCCUUCCAGGGGCUUUGGAGAGUUUCCUUAGGAGAGCUCAUUGUGAGGGGUUUCUUGAGUGCUUGUCUUACUCCCUUUUUGUGGGGCAAGAAUCAGUAGAAUUCUUAAACUCAGUUAAUACAGAACAAGAAAAUUUAGGGAGAUUUUGCUUUUUUAGGCAUAGAUCGUAUGCUGUCUAGGUUUUAGUUUUGCUUCUUGUGCCUAUUUUUUAAAGACAUAUUUUAAGAAAUGUUUGUUAGGGAGUUCCUGU